GAGUCAGUGAUUCCAGUGGCUUCUUUCAUAUGUCCCUACCCCUCCCUUUUCUUUUCUACUAAUAUAAAUUUGUUUGUAUCUUUCACACUUUUUAUUAUAUUUCUGCUCUCUUUCAUGCCCCACAAUUUCAAAUACAGCCCAGACCCAGAGACAAAGUCUGCCAUGACAACAUUUUUGAAACCAUUAAACUCAAAUAUUCAUGCCACUAGACGCUGAUCAUAAACCCGCUUGCUUCACAGAGAAGGAGAAGAAAGUUGCAAAGGAGGAGCAUUUCUGAGAAAAAGACCUCAUGAACCUCUUUCUCUGGCCACUUAAAUAUCUGACAAGAAAGCUUUGAUUUUUCGUUCCUCUGUGACCAUCUCCGUAUUGGGUUCUAUUCAUACCUUGCGAAUUUCAAGGGAAAAAACAAGAGGUAAACAGAUUUGAUUUGCUGGAUAAACCUUUCAAAUUGUUCAGGUUCUGGUUUUUCAGAGUUCAGCUCCGGGAAAUUAAAGAUGAUUAGAAUGGUCUGAGAAGGAAGAAGCUAUAGCUAGCUUUAUUUGCAUGGCGAGUCACAGAAUAGGACAGACUGGUUUGUCUGAGUCAUCGCCUUCAGGUCAUCACUAUGGAGUAGUUCACGGAAUUAAUAAUACUGCUGCAGCAUCCACCAGCUUAAUCAAUCAAGGGACUGCUUUUGAUUUUGGAGAGCUGGAAGAGGCAAUUGUUCUGCAAGGAGUAGAGAUUAGAAAUGAUGAAGGCAGAGCACCUUUAUUCACGUCCAGGCCAGCAGCUACUACUCUGGAAAUGUUCCCCUCUUGGCCAAUCAAAUUUCAGCAAACCCAUAGAGUAGCAGGAGGAUCAAAGUCAGGAGGAGAAAGCACUGAUUCUGGGUCAGGUGUUAACACCAUAUCGAGCAAAAGUGAGCAUCAGUUCGAAUUUGAACCAGAAUCUCCCAUUAGUAAGAAAGCUUCUUCAUCUUCAGACCUUCAUCAUCAUCAGAAGCAACAGCAACUUCAACACGAGAUGGCAGGUGAUGCCUCAAGAGCAGGCCCAUCACAGAAUCAAUCACCUGCCAAAUCACCGCAGGAAAAGAGGAAGGGAGCCGGUUCUUCAUCCGAAAAACAACUUGAUGCAAAGACACUGAGACGUCUAGCUCAAAACAGAGAGGCUGCUCGGAAGAGCCGUUUGAGAAAGAAGGCCUACGUGCAGCAGCUAGAGUCCAGUAGGAUAAAGCUCACUCAGCUUGAGCAAGACCUUCAAAGAGCUCGCUCACAGGGACUGUUCUUGGGCUGUGCUGGUGCCGGGGGCAACAUAAGCUCUGGAGCUGCAAUAUUUGAUAUGGAAUACGCAAGAUGGAUAGAGGAAGACCACCGGCACAUGAUGGAGUUGAGAGCGGCGCUGCAGGCGGCGUUAUCGGACAGCGAGUUAAGAAUAAUGGUGGAUGGAUAUCUGUCGCAUUACGAUGAGAUCUUCAGGCUCAAAGGCGUCGCUGCAAAAACAGACGUGUUUCAUCUUAUUACUGGCAUGUGGACUUCUCCUGCUGAACGCUGCUUCCUUUGGAUGGGCGGUUUCCGACCCUCUGAGCUCAUCACGAUGUUGAUACAGCAGUUAGAGCCACUGGCUGAGCAGCAGAUUAUGGGAAUGUAUGGCCUCAGACAUUCCUCACAGCAAGCAGAAGAGGCUCUCUCUCAAGGCCAUGAACAACUCCAGCAGUCCCUUGUUGACACCAUUGCCGGUGGCCCGGUCGGCGACGGCGUUCAACAGAUGGUCAUCGCCAUGAGCAAGCUCUCCAAUCUCGAAGGAUUCGUCCGCCAGGCGGAUAAUUUGAGGCAACAGACACUGCACCAGUUAUGCAGAUUGCUGACAAUUCGACAAGCCGCAAGAUGUUUCCUUGUAAUGGGAGAGUACUAUGGUCGCCUUCGUGCCCUUAGUUCUCUCUGGGCUUCAAGACCUCGAGAGACGUUGAUGAACGAGGAUAACCCGUGCCAAACGACAACGACGGACUUGCAAAUGGUGCAACCUCAUCAUCACCAUCAUCAGAAUCAUUUUGCUGGUUUCUGAGGUAGAAUUAGAUAGAUCCGACUCUUUAGUUUGAACUUAAAGCUCCUCUAUAUAUAUAUAUAUAUAUAUAUAUAUAUAUAUUGCUUGUCAAUUGCUUUCUCCUGCUUUACAAGGAAGGGUAGUGACGUCUAGAAGAAAUAUAUAUUCCUUUUUUUUAUUUAUUUUUUUCCUUUAUAUAACGUGUCUGUACCCCAUUUGAUCAUAUUCCCUUGUGUUGUAUCGUCUGUGUUUUUAUUGUAAAUGUAAAUUAAUCUCGAUUGCAUAUGAUUAUAUAUGAAAA
Neltuma alba is the source of this 2320-nucleotide messenger RNA. RefSeq names its product transcription factor TGA9. The coding region runs from base 544 to 2040 and encodes 498 amino acids. The record is from RefSeq and is a predicted model, not a curated record. The transcript has 12 exons. Gene Ontology annotation, biological process: regulation of DNA-templated transcription; DNA-templated transcription. Lineage: Eukaryota; Viridiplantae; Streptophyta; Magnoliopsida; Fabales; Fabaceae. Gene Ontology annotation, molecular function: DNA-binding transcription factor activity; sequence-specific DNA binding.